Recurvomyces mirabilis is the source of this 975-nucleotide messenger RNA. RefSeq lists its product as uncharacterized. Bases 1 to 975 code for a protein of 324 amino acids. The transcript has 3 exons. NCBI's taxonomy places the organism in Eukaryota, Fungi, Ascomycota, Dothideomycetes, Mycosphaerellales, Teratosphaeriaceae. The record is from RefSeq and is a predicted model, not a curated record.
AUGGUCAAGCUAAUCGCAGGCCUCAUGGGAGGCUCCGUCGCAGCGGGCUCGAAGGCAAUGUCUGGCGCAGACCAACUACGACCUUUCCUGCACAUGCUCAAACAACACAACGUCCAAGAAUUAGACACAGCACGAGUCUACAACAGCGGCAAAAGCGAAGAGGAUCUAGGCCAGAUCCCGGAAGCACAGCACGACUUCAGUAUUGCCACAAAAGCACCCGGAUUCAGUCCGAAGUCAUUGAGCUAUCAGAAUGUUCUAGACAACUGCCACGCUUCUCUCGGGGCUCUAAAGCAGGAAAAGAUAGAUCUGUACUACUUCCACGGACCGGACCGACAAACACCACUGGAGGAGUCGUGUAAAGCGAUCCAUGAACUCCAUCGCGAGGGCAAGGUUGUAAACUUCGGAAUCAGUAAUUACAGUCUCCAAGAAGUCGAAGAGAUCCACGGCAUUUGCUCGAAGAAUGGCUGGGUCUUACCAACCGUCUACCAAGGCAUGUCACUUGAUAUCGAGAUAAGCAUGUACAAUCCACUGGGCCGCGCUCCAGAAGAAGCACUCUACCCGGCCCUCCGCAAACUCGGCAUCGCAUAUUACACCUACAGCCCCCUAGCCGGCGGCUUCUUCUCGCGAACAACCGAUCAAUUGCGAACACCACCUGAGGGGAGUCGGAUGGAGCAGAUGAAGGUCUUCUCCAACAUGUAUGUCAAUGACGUUUCCUUGGAUCUGCACGACAAGCUCAGUGAAGUAUGUCGAAAGCAAGGUGUGAGUGUGAAGGAGGCAACGCUGAGAUGGCUGAUGCAUCAUUCCGUGCUCGGUGAGAACGACGGUAUGAUUCUCGGAGCGUCGAGUCAGCAGCAAAUGGAGGAGAAUUUGAAGGCUUGUGUGGCUGGUAAACUACCCGGAAGUGUGGUGGACGGCUUUGAGUCGAUGUGGACGGAAUGGAAAGCUGCCGGGAAGGCGUUACCGGCAAGCUUUUGA